AUGUUGGUAACAAAUAAUCAACCGUCAAUACAACAGAAAGAGGUAACCGAAGCAAUUAGAUUAGUAACAAUUGAUGCACAGGGGAUUGCUGAUUGGGCUAAAGAUCAUGGAUUACAGGUAAACUUAAAUAAAACAAAAUCUUUGAUAAUAGGGUCAAACAGUAAACUAAAAUCAUUAAACAUUGACUCGCUACCACCCAUUAUUAUCAACAAUGUUCCUUUACCGUAUGUAAGCCAAACAAAAUGUCUGGGCUUAUCGUUAAACAAUGAUCUCUUAUGGAAAAAUUAUGUUUCACAAACUGUUAGAAAAGUGAAUGCUGCUCUAUAUACAUUAAAAAGUCGGAAGAAUAUUUAUACUACUGCUAUCAGAAAACUUCUAGUCACUGCAACUAUUCUUCCUCUUAUUGAUUAUUGUACUGUAGUGCUUAUUGAUGCCACAGCUGACAAUAAUCUAAAAUUACAGCGAGCAUUAAAUAGUUCAAUACGAUUUAUUUAUAAUCUAAAGAGAGAUGAACAUAUUACUCCAUACAGACGAAAACCUAGUUACCUUAGGGAAUUAUUUGUUGAAGAUGAAGCUAGACGUUCUGAAAGAUUAGCUAUAAAAACAAAUAAUUUAUACUACGAGAUGUUUGCUGAAAACUCAUUGACUUCUUCUUACUUGAUGGACAGUCGUGGUUGGCUGGCAGUAGUUUCAUGGGUUGGUUGGUUGUCAGUAGUUCCAUGGGUUGGUUGGUUGUCAGUAGUUCCAUGGGUUGGUAAUGGUGGAUAG
Molecule: messenger RNA, 768 nt
Organism: Cotesia congregata
Lineage: Eukaryota; Metazoa; Arthropoda; Insecta; Hymenoptera; Braconidae
Source: the annotation of a GenBank genome assembly